Messenger RNA from Paramecium sonneborni, 1190 nucleotides. NCBI's taxonomy places the organism in Eukaryota, Ciliophora, Oligohymenophorea, Peniculida, Parameciidae. The record is from the annotation of a GenBank genome assembly.
AUGAAUUAGAAAUCGUAAAUUCAGUUGGAUUUUGAUUCAGAAGACACUGAAGGAUCAGAUAUUUCUUUUGAAAGUUCAUUUGAUGAAUAGUUGGAAUAGGAAUUUGAAUAGAGUAAAAUUAGUUUAAUAUUUAUAAGCUUUACAAUAAAAAGGGAUAGUGUAAUUCAAGGAUCAGAUGGAAAGAAUGUUAUAAUUGAAUUAAGAAAUAGGAACAAUAAAAUUGGAAAAAGCAAAUUUUGAGGAUGAAGAAGAGUUGAAAAAACUAUUUCCACCUAAAUAAUAGGAAAAUUUGAUAUCUCGUAAAUCUACAUCAAAUAUAUAAAUGUAAUAUUAGAUAUUAAAGAAUUAGAAUGUCUCCAAGAUAGAAGAGUUAGAGUGAAAAUAAAAACAAUUCUUAAUGGUAUUAAGUCUCGAAAAAUAUACUAAACAGUUCAAAAAAAGUAGCAUCUUAACCAACUUUGGAAGAAUUUCAAUAGAGAUUAAAUUUAUUUAGAAUAAAUAAUACAAAAAGUGAUAUAGUGGAUUUGAUAAUAGAAGAAUAAGAUAAAUUAUUGAAAGAUAUUUAAUAAUAGGAAAAAAAGAAUAAAGCAAUAGAGAACGCAGUUCAUGAAUCAAUAGAGGCUAAAGUAAGAAAGGAAACUGGAGAUGUAGGAUAUGUUUCAUUUAGAAAGAAGAUAUAGUUUUAAUUUCGUAUAAGGAAAGCUGAAGAAAUGGCUUAAGAGAAAGUAUUAAAAUAGAAAGAGAAAAAAGAAACUGAUAUGCACAGAUCACUUUAAAUAUUUGAUUAAUUAUUUUUAAAUAGAAAUUAUGAUGAAGAAGGAGAAGUUAAAAGUUUAGCUGCAGAAGAACUUUAUAAAAGAGUUAAGAAAUGUUCAGAUGAUAUUGAUGUUAAAAAUACAAUUAUUCAGUUCAUUAUUCAACAUAGAAAGAAAUAAAUUGAAGAAUAUAAAAAUAAACCAACUAUAUUAAAACCAACUAAAUUUAUAUCAGAGGAUAGUAGAGAAUUCUCAUUAUUAUAACCUAAUAUGUAAUUUAGAUAGCAAAUGAUGCAAUAAUAAUUAAAUAAGGAAGUAUUAGAUAAAAGAGAUGAUUUAGAAGGGGAAAAUAUAUAUUUACUGACCAAAAUUAAUUAAAUACUAGAAGGAAAUCUCAUGAAAUUAUGGAAACAUAAAUUAGGAUCCAAAAUGUGA